UUAGGUCUUGAGUAUAAACUUACCUAAAUUCUAAAAAUGGGAAGAAUUUUUCUGGAUCAUAUUGGUGGCACUCGCCUGUUCUCCUGUGCAAACUGCGACACCAUUCUGACCAAUCGUUCUGAGCUCAUCUCCACUCGUUUUACAGGGGCCACAGGAAGAGCCUUUCUUUUUAACAAGGUGGUAAAUCUACAAUACAGUGAAGUUCAGGACCGGGUCAUGCUCACUGGCCGCCACAUGGUUCGAGACGUGAGCUGCAAGAACUGCAACAGCAAACUGGGUUGGAUCUAUGAAUUUGCCACUGAAGACAGCCAGCGCUACAAGGAAGGCCGUGUUAUCCUGGAAAGAGCAUUGGUCCGAGAGAGCGAAGGAUUUGAGGAGCAUGUUCCAUCCGACAAUUCCUGAAGAGACUUGAGUCUCUUCUCAGGUUCUCUUCAAUUGAAACUCAAAAAUAAUAAAAUCAACAAAAAAUCUGCUUACAUACACUGUCACCUUAGCAUCAGAGUCGGAUUCGUGGACUACAGAGUGGGAAAGAUUGUGAGAGUAUUUCAGAUGGAACCUUCCUUUCUUUAUUCCUUUUAUAUUUUGCUUUCCCUCCAGGAGCUGUUUGUAGAAAGAAUGUUGUGCAGAUUCUGUAACUUUUUCUCUCUUGCGUUUACAUCUGUUAGAUUUGAAAUUGUAUCUACAGAUGCAAUGAGCUAAAAGGAAAAUAUUUGAGGGAUUUGUCUUUUGUUAGAGAGAAAUCAGCGAGGUGGGGUUUUUUUGUUUGCACAAACUGAUGUCAGCAUAAAGUUAUUUUAAAACUACAGAUGUUUUUUAAAAAGUAUAUUCAAUUUUUGGCUUAAGUUUUUAGUUAGGUUUUGGUGGGGGUUUUUGGGUGGUUUGUUUUUUGUUUUUUUUUUUAACCCGAUCUUUUCACCUGAUUUGCUAGCUAAUGUAAAGGGAUCCGAAUUUGUGCCGAGUGCUAAAGGUUCAGUGUUGGUACUGCUUGGGCUGGCCCUUUGCCAUAUUCUUGUUGAGGUUGAUUGGUAGCACAGAGCCCAUUAUUUCUUGUCGUUCUUAACCCAAAGAUGUCACCAUUCCUUGUUUAUUUGUGAAGUCCCAUUCACCAUGUAAACUGGUGUUGAUUGGAAGCUAUUCUUGAAAUAGGGCAAAACUGCUUGGCUUUUUUUAAUUUUAACUGAUGUAACUUAUAAGCAUAGUAGUAAUAUAAAAUAAUAGUUGUCUGUUUAGUCUUGCGUUGCUUACAGAUCAGAAGCUGUGUUUGUAAUGAUAGGGAUCCACUGAGAAACUACUGUUUCAGUAGUAAUUUUUUUUCAUUUCCUACUAAUCUCAUUAAGCAGACAGGCAAUUGCAAAUCUUAAUUCUUCAAGUAGCUUUCUUUAAACCCACAACUUCCUAUGUUAAACACAGCUGCUGUGUAAAAAAAGAAGAUUGCCAGCAUGUUUGUUCAUGCCUCGAGUUAUGCAAUCUGCAUCUCUUGAAAAGAUUAACUUAAACAGCUUGUUUUCAAAUGCUGCUUCUGGUGUUGAAACCUUUAGCUUUCAAGUUUGUUGAACCUUUUCAUUGUGAAGUUACAUUUUUAUCUUUCUGGG
This is a messenger RNA of Mesitornis unicolor (brown roatelo), 1592 nucleotides long. RefSeq names its product yippee-like 5 (Drosophila) (gene YPEL5). The record is from RefSeq and is a predicted model, not a curated record. NCBI's taxonomy places the organism in Eukaryota, Metazoa, Chordata, Aves, Mesitornithiformes, Mesitornithidae. The transcript has 2 exons. Bases 37 to 402 code for a protein of 121 amino acids.